This is a messenger RNA of Trypanosoma rangeli, 414 nucleotides long. RefSeq lists its product as uncharacterized. The transcript has a single exon. Gene Ontology annotation, cellular component: mitochondrial inner membrane. Bases 1 to 414 code for a protein of 137 amino acids. Lineage: Eukaryota; Euglenozoa; Kinetoplastea; Trypanosomatida; Trypanosomatidae. The record is from RefSeq and is a predicted model, not a curated record. Gene Ontology annotation, biological process: pyruvate import into mitochondria.
AUGUCUGCUACCACCGCCGCACAGCAGGCUAUUCCAAGGGCCCUUCCCAAAUUGUUCCAUCGUUAUGUGGGAGACGCGAGGCUGUUUCAGUGCUUGCAACCAUACGAGAAGUAUUCCGUGGUGGCCUACCUAAACUCCGCCUACAAUGUUGCACCUAUUAUGAAGGGGUCCCUCAGUGUUAUUCCACUUUACGGCAUCUUCAUUGGAAGCCCCCCGGCGGAGAAGGUUGACUUCAACUCCAGUGCCGCUCUCACUGUCACGGGUCUAUUGUGGUUCGUGUAUGUACUUCUUAUUCAUCCACAGAACUCCGGAACCCGUGCACUCUCUGCUUUAAACUUUGGGAUGGCUUGCGUGAAUGGUGUCAAUUGCUACCGCUACUUGAGCUACAAGAGAUCUAAGGCAUUGAAGAUGUAG